Molecule: messenger RNA, 510 nt
Organism: Staurois parvus
Lineage: Eukaryota; Metazoa; Chordata; Amphibia; Anura; Ranidae
Source: the annotation of a GenBank genome assembly
GGAUUGUCUGGCUCGACAGGGGCAUCGGGUCACCAGGUAAAUGACAGCGGGCACUGGGUCACCAGGCAUCAGGUCAUUUGGCUUGUCAGCGGGCACCGCGUCAUCUGGCAAGGCAGUGGGCACCGCGUCAUCUGGCAAGGCAGUGGGCUCCGAGUCAACAGGCAUGACAGUGAGCACCGGGGCAUCAGGCAUUGGAUCGUCUGGCUCGACAGCGGGCACAUCGGGUCACCAGGCAUCAGGUCAUUUGGCUUGCCAGCGGGCACCACGUCAUCUGGCAAGGCAUCGGGCUCUGAGUCAAUUGGCACGACAGCGGGCACUGGAUUAGGUACCGGAUCAAUCUGGAUCAACAGCGCGGCAUCGAGUCAACUGGCCUAAUAGGAUCGUCGGGCUGGAUCAGUUCAUCCUGCUGAGUACGGCAUCAGGCUGAAUGCAGGCUUCAGGCCGAGUAGAGGCAUCAGGCCGAGUAGAGGCUUCAGGGCCGAGUAGAGGCUUCAGGCCGAGUAGAGGCAU